Molecule: messenger RNA, 2155 nt
Organism: Drosophila takahashii
Lineage: Eukaryota; Metazoa; Arthropoda; Insecta; Diptera; Drosophilidae
Gene: rumpel
Product: rumpel
Biological process (GO): transmembrane transport; sodium ion transport
Cellular component (GO): membrane
Molecular function (GO): symporter activity
Source: RefSeq, a predicted model, not a curated record
GCUUGAGUGUGUGUCAUAAUAUCAUUAAUAAAAAUAUAAAACAAUAAUAGUCGGUGGUGCUUUUGUGUGGCAACAGAACAGCACAAUUGCACUUCCAUCUGGGGAACUGAAAUCUGAAAUCUGGAAACCAGUCACCUCUGAUGCGUGCCUCCGAGCGGUGCGAUCGGUGUGCUUUCCUCAUUUUUCCUUCAUUCUUUCUUAUUUUUUUGAGUGAGUGACGGGUGAAAAGUGCCGGGAAAAUGCACGUGGAGGAGCUGAGGGCCAGUCUGCAGAGCUUCGGCUGGCUGGACUACCUUGUCUUCUGCCUGAUGCUGGCCAUAUGCGCCGUAAUUGGUAUAUAUUUCUGCCUCCAGCUGAGAAGGGAGUCCCGGAAGCAGAAGGCCCACGGUUCCGGUUCCGAGGAGGCGGCGAGCAGUGCUGCCUCCUAUUUGGUGGGCGGCAGGCAGAUGAAGAUCUUCCCCAUCACCAUGUCGCUGAUAUCCAGCUUCAUAUCUGGCAUCACGCUUUUGGGCACUCCCACGGAAGUCUACCUCUAUGGGGCCCAGUACAUGUACAUCAUGGGAUCGCUGGUCCUGAUGGGCUUCUGCAUGUACUACUUCUUCCUGCCGGUCUUCCACGAACUCAAUUUGAUUUCCACCUAUAAGUACCUGGAACAGCGGUAUAACAGAAGUCUGCGGCUCUUUGGAUCCGUCAUGUUCAUUGUGGCUUCGCUCCUUUGGCUGCCGAUUGUGAUCUAUGUGCCGGCCAUCGCCUUUAACCAGGCCACCGGGGUGAACAUCCACAUAGUGACCCCGAUCGUGUGCGUGGUGUGCAUCUUCUACACCUGCAUCGGGGGUCUGAAGGCGGUGGUUUGGACGGACGUCAUUCAGACGCUGAUCAUGUUCGGUGCGAUGGCCCUGGUUUUGGUCAAGGGAACAAUGGACAUAGGAGGACCUUCGGUCGUGUGGCAGAGGGCGCAGGAAACGGGGCGCCUGGAGAGGCCCAAUUUCAGCGGGGACCUGAGCGAGCGGUACACGUUCUACUCCCUGGUUUUGGGCGGUGUAGCCCACUGGCUGAAGUCGAAUGCGAUCAGCCAGAAUAUGAUACAGCGCUACUUGUCGCUGCCCACGCUGCGGGAUGCGAGGAUUGCCAUCUGGACUUUCAUAGCGGGGGUCCUGGCCUUCCUGAUGAUCUGCGGCUAUACGGGUCUGCUGAUCUACGCCACCUAUGCGCAAUGCGAUCCCCUGGAGACCAAGUUGGCCCAGCGGAAUGAUCAGCUUUUGCCGCUUUUGGUGAUGGAAACACUGGGCGCAUAUCCUGGUUUACCCGGUAUCUUUGUGGCCGGCGUCUUUAGUGCGGCUCUGUCUUCGCUUUCGACGGGAUUGAACUCUUUAUCAGCCGUCGUCCUGGAGGACUUUGUGAAGACCUCGCGGAAGAGUCCGCUGAGCGAGGCGCAAACGGCCUUUGUGAUGCGCAGUGUGGUCGUGGUAUUUGGCAUCAUAUUCGUGGCCCUCGUCUUUGCCGUCGAGAAACUGGGCGCCGUUCUGCAGCUGACCAUCACUUUGUCCUCGGUGGCCAAUGGACCUCUGCUGGGCAUCUUCACCGCCGGCGUCAUGCUGCCAUGGGUUAAUUCGAAAGGAGCUCUGCUGGGAGGAUUCAGUUCGCUGCUGGUGAUGGCCUGGAUGUGCGUGAGUGCCCAGCGGGAUCUGGUCACCGGGGAUCUGGUCUACAAGCGGAAACCCUACUCCACGAUGGGCUGCAACUACACGUUCGCCGGGGAGCCGAGGGAGUUCGCCAGUCUGUCGCUAGAUGGCGACAUCAGUUCCAGCCCGAGUGCUCCCUUCCAGCUGUACCGCAUCUCGUAUCUCUACUUCACGCUAUUCGGAGCCCUGGUCACCAUUGUGGUGGCCCUGGUCACCAGUCUCCUGCUGCGGGAAUCGGACUUGGAUGGCGUGGACACCCGGCUGCUGACGCCGUUUGUGAGGCGCUGGCUGGAGCGGCGUCGCCAUCGCCGAUCGGAGAUCCCAGAUUCUGGCCAAAAGGGCGGCAACAAACUGGAGACGAAAACGUAAAACGGGGAUUUUGAGGCGGAGAAGGCUGACCGGCAUCAUCAUCCUGGCAAUGUUCCUUUUUGGUAGCUUAGCAAAUAUUUAAAAUAAAACACAAUUCAUAAUUA